This is a messenger RNA of Syngnathoides biaculeatus (alligator pipefish), 2452 nucleotides long. RefSeq names its product kinesin family member 17 (gene kif17). The record is from RefSeq and is a predicted model, not a curated record. Lineage: Eukaryota; Metazoa; Chordata; Actinopteri; Syngnathiformes; Syngnathidae. Gene Ontology annotation, biological process: microtubule-based movement. Gene Ontology annotation, molecular function: microtubule binding; microtubule motor activity; ATP binding.
UUUUUUUGGCGUUGCGACGCGACCUCAAACCCACGACGGCGCCAGAACUUGGAAUGGCAAAAUGAGACGAGCUCCCGCGGCGACGCACAAGAGGCGGUCGCCGACGCAUUAGGCCUCGGAGACGGAUUUCUUUUGUUAAGCAGACGUGCUUUUUACAACUGCUAGCCGUCAAGUUCCAAGCGAGUUGCCAGGCCUUUCGGCCUCGAUGGGGUCGGAGUCUGUGAAGGUGGCGGUCCGGUGCAGGCCCCUGAACGACCCGGAGAAGGUUCUGGGUUCCAAGAUGGCGGUGAGCGUGGACCCGCAGCGCUGCCAGUGUUUCAUCGAGAAGCCCGGCGCCGUCGACGAGCCCCCAAAGCAGUUCACCUUCGACGGGACUUACUUCACCGAUCAAACCACGGAGCAGUUGUACAACGAGAGCGCCUAUCCUUUGGUGGAGGGUGUGACCGAGGGGUACAACGGCACAAUAUUUGCUUACGGCCAAACGGGGAGCGGCAAGUCCUUCACGAUGCAGGGGGUGUCCGAGCCCCCGGCCCGGAGGGGCGUCAUCCCGCGGGCCUUUGAGCACGUCUUCGAGUGCAUUCAGCUGAAAGAGCAGCCGGAUCGCGGGGCGUACGCCCGGGACCUGUCCGCGCACACGGUCCACAGCGUGACCCAGUGCGAGGCGGUGAUGGAGCGCGGCUGGCGGAACCGCGCCGUGGCCUGCGCCUCGAUGAACGCGGACUCGUCUCGCUCGCACUCCAUCUUCAGCGUCCGCCUGGAGAUGUGCCGCACAGACGCGGCGGGCCGGGACCAGCUCCGAGCCGCCAAGCUCAACCUGGUGGACCUGGCGGGAAGCGAGCGUCAGUCCAAAACGGGCGCCACGGGUGAGCGUCUGCGCGAGGCCGCCAAGAUCAACCUGUCGCUCUCGGCCCCGGGCAACGUCAUCUCGGCCCUGGCGGACGGCCGCUCCAAAUACGUCCCCUACCGGGACUCGAAGCUGACCCGCUUGCUGCGGGACUCGCUGGGGGGCAACAACCGCGCCCUGAUGGUCGCCUGCCUCUCGCCGGCCGACGGCAACUACGAGGAGAGCCUGAGCACGCUGCGCUACGCCAACCGGGCCAAGAGUAUCCAACGGCCCCGGGUCAACGAGGACCCGAAGGACGCGUUGCUGCGAGAGUACCGGGAGGAGAUCAAGAAGCUGCGGGCCCUCAUCUCGGGCCAGAGGACUUCUGCCGCCGUCCUUCCUCGGGGGGUGGUGGUGGGGGGGGGGGCGGAUCAUGUCAUCUUUUCCUCUCUCGGCCGGGAUGAGGUUUCCCGCAGCUCCACCGGCGGCGAGGAGGAGAAGAUUAAGAAGGACCACGAGGAGAGGCUGGCCGGGCCGCAGGCCGACCACAGCGCCGAGCGGGAGUCCGAGGCCGAGGCCGAGCUGCAGGACUGCAAACUGCCUCCCAUGUCCAGCAGGGGGAGCUCUGCCCUAAAGAACGCUGAAGACAGCGGCGACAACCUCCCCAGCGCCACAGAUGAGGCGCACGCGCUCGAUGAAACGGGCCCUCCGGUAAAUACGCGCAACGCCAACUCGGGCGGUCCUGCCUCCGUCGCGGCCACGGCGGCGGGUCCAGAUGGCGCUCCGGAGGAGUCGCCCGGUGUCGGCGCCGCGGGGGAUCUGAAGCGCAAAGAAGCUCUGGAGAGGUCGCUGCUAAUAUCGCAAAAGACGAACGUCGUGCGCUUCUCGCGGCCGGCUCAGCUGAAAGCGGCCAGACUGGAGAUCCGCGACCUGCGGGCGGAGUUUGAGGAGGAGCGGAAGGACUACCUGGCGAGCGUCCGCCGGCUGGAGCGCGACGGCCAGCUGCUGCGCGGCCUGCUGGAGCGCAUGACGCCGCUGGUCCGCCGCCACUGCGACUACAGCAGCCUGGAGCGCCUGAAGAGGGAGGCGGCGUGGGACCAGGAGAGCGCCACCUGGAGGUUUCCCCAGGUGACGCUCCGGAGGACCUCGCUGCCCUCAGCUCGCCCCACUUGUCCGCCGCUCUCUCCCACGUGUGUCCGCCAGCAGGUCGACGAGGACGGGCUCAAAGAACUGCUGGACCGCAGCGACACCGGAAACGUUGCCCACGCGUACUUCAGACCCAAGAGGGCCGCCCAGCUGCUCGGAGGCGGAACAGCAGCCACGGGAUGCGCCGGCCACGCCCCCUCCCUCUCGAAGGGGCCGCCCCACCCGAGCGUCAACGGCGGCCUGGACUCCGUCGUGCCACGCCCCUUUCGCCUCCAAUCCUCGACCGUGCCUGCUGCGUCCGGCGCGAAAACCGAGAGGAAAAAAACCAAAUCUCAUCAGUGAGAGUUGGCGCCCCCCGGUGGCAUGUGCCCCCAAAAAUAUCCAACUUCGUCAGUUUUAGACGUGAAACUUUUGUCACCGAACAUUUCAACCUUCCUGCUUCACUGAAGUCAUCAUUCAUCCAUUCCAUGAAUAAUACUAAAG